AUGUCUGCCGGAAAGCUUGACAAGUCUCUCGACGAGAUCGUCUCGUCUCAACGCCGCACGGCCGGUCGCCGCGGCGGCGCUGCCCGUCGCUCCACUGGCCGCCCGGCCCCCGCCGCCCCAGUUGGUGGCAUCCACAAGAACACCAAAGCCACUCGCAGUGCCGUCCAGAAGCCGGCGCCUGCUAAGGCCUCUGGAGUUCCCGGAACCAGCAAGGUUGUUGUGAGCAACAUGCCCAAGGACGUGUCCGAAGCGCAAAUCAAGGAAUACUUCGGUCAAACCGUUGGACCUGUAAAGAGGGUCGAGAUCUCAUACGGACCCGGUGGAGUCAGCCGUGGUAUCGCCACGGUUACCUUCGCCCAUGCCGACGGUGCCAGCAAAGCUUUUGCUGAGCUGAACGGUCUUCUUAUUGACAACAAGCCCGCCAAGGUGGAAGUCGUCGUCGCGUCUGCCGACCAGAUCCCCGCGCCUAAGACCUUGAGCCAGAGAGUCACGCAAAACAAGGCGCAGCCCAAGUCUGCUGCAACUGACAAGCGAGGUGCCACCGCUGGUAAAGGUUCUGGUGCUCAGGCGAACGGCGCAAAGGGUGCGAAGAAGGUCGCGCCGCGGAAGGGUCGCAACGCACGCCCGGCGAAGAAGACAGCUGAGGAGCUUGACUCUGAGAUGGCCGAUUACUUCCAGGGUGGCGAGACCAACACAGAGGCAGCAGCCAACGGGGCAGCCCCUGUAGCCACCAAUGGUGGUGACGCUGCCAUGGAGGAUGACAUUUUGUAA
This is a messenger RNA of Pyricularia pennisetigena, 771 nucleotides long. RefSeq lists its product as uncharacterized. The coding region runs from base 1 to 771 and encodes 256 amino acids. The transcript is spliced from 4 exons. NCBI's taxonomy places the organism in Eukaryota, Fungi, Ascomycota, Sordariomycetes, Magnaporthales, Pyriculariaceae. Gene Ontology annotation, biological process: mRNA export from nucleus. The record is from RefSeq and is a predicted model, not a curated record. Gene Ontology annotation, cellular component: nucleus. Gene Ontology annotation, molecular function: mRNA binding.